This is a messenger RNA of Schistocerca nitens (vagrant locust), 1554 nucleotides long. Its product is annotated as 4-hydroxyphenylpyruvate dioxygenase. Gene Ontology annotation, biological process: L-tyrosine catabolic process. The transcript has 13 exons. The record is from RefSeq and is a predicted model, not a curated record. Bases 138 to 1283 code for a protein of 381 amino acids. Gene Ontology annotation, molecular function: 4-hydroxyphenylpyruvate dioxygenase activity. Lineage: Eukaryota; Metazoa; Arthropoda; Insecta; Orthoptera; Acrididae. Gene Ontology annotation, cellular component: Golgi membrane; endoplasmic reticulum membrane.
CCUCGGCAGCCAGCGCGCUGGCCAAUGGCGAGCGGAGAAACCGCCGAGCCUCCAGUCCGGGCGCCGCGGUUAAAAGACCGGCCGGCCACACCCCAAUCAAAACACGACGCUCUGCAGCCAACCGAGCAACGCCGAUCAUGACAACCUACACCGACAAGGGCGCCAAGCCAGAUGGAGGACGAUUUGUUCACUUUGAUCACAUCACUUUCUGGGUUGGAAAUGCAAAACAGGCUGCCAGUUACUACUGUACCCGGCUAGGGUUUGAGCCAGUUGCAUACAAAGGGCUUGAAACAGGAUCUAGAAAAGUUGCAGCCCAUGUUGUAAAACAAAAUAAGAUCCUGUUCCAAUUUGUUUCUGCAUAUGAGCCCAAUAAUGAAGAAAUGGGCAAGCACUUGGUCAAACAUGGAGAUGGAGUGAAAGAUGUUGCAUUUACAGUUGAAGAUCUUGACACAAUUGUAAAGAGAGCCAAAGAACGUGGUGCAGUUAUUGUUAAAGAUAUUUGGGAAGAAAGUGAUGAUGAUGGAAUUGUUCGAUUUGCAACAGUACAAACAUAUGGGGACACAACACACACUUUUGUGGAACGUGGCAAUUACAAGGGUGCUUUCCUGCCAGGCUUCAGGAAAGUUACAAGUAAAGAUGGCCUUAGUAAAAUAUUGCCUCCUGGAAGACUUGAUUUCAUAGAUCAUGUUGUUGGAAAUCAGCCAGAUCUACAAAUGGAAUCAGUUGCUAAAUGGUAUGAAAAGAAUUUAAUGUUUCAUAGAUUUUGGUCUGUUGAUGAUUCCCAGAUUCAUUCGCAGUAUUCCGCUUUACGAUCAAUUGUGAUGACAAAUUGGGAAGAAACAAUCAAGAUGCCAAUCAAUGAGCCUGCUCCUGGAAAGAAGAAGAGCCAGAUUGAAGAAUAUGUAGAUUAUUAUGGAGGAGCUGGAGUUCAGCACAUUGCUCUGAACACACAAGAUAUUAUCAGUUCUAUAACAAAUUUAAAACAAAGAGGGAUGGAGUUCCUAUCAGUUCCAGAUAGUUAUUAUAAAAUGUUGAAAGAAAGACUGAAGAAUGAUAAUGUAAAUAUCAUGGAAGAUCUUGACACUUUGCAGGAACUCAAAAUUUUAAUUGACUAUGAUGAAAAUGGUUACCUGUUGCAAAUAUUUACCAAGAAUAUGCAAGAUCGACCAACUCUGUUUCUUGAAGUGAUUCAGAGACAUAAUCACAAUGGAUUUGGUGCAGGCAAUUUUAAGGCCCUAUUUGAAGCCAUUGAAAUAGAACAAGCUGAAAGAGGAAAUCUCUGAUGUUGUGAUAGCAUAUGCAGGUUCAUAAUGUGGACAACUAGUGCACAUAUUACACUGAUGCAGUGUUCAUGUUCAUGAUUUGUAUUUAGAUUUCAUUUUCUGGAGGGACAUUAGUUACCUGUAGAGAAAAAAUUGGUUACAACCUACAUUGUCCCUCACAAUGUAAUAUAUAUACCACAUACUAAAGUAUCUUUAAACACUAUACUUCAAAAGUGAAAUGAUAAAUCUUUUGUAAUACUGGUAGAUUUAUUAAAUAAAGAUUUUUAAUUUA